Camellia sinensis is the source of this 2004-nucleotide messenger RNA. RefSeq names its product (-)-alpha-terpineol synthase. The record is from RefSeq and is a predicted model, not a curated record. Gene Ontology annotation, molecular function: magnesium ion binding; terpene synthase activity. NCBI's taxonomy places the organism in Eukaryota, Viridiplantae, Streptophyta, Magnoliopsida, Ericales, Theaceae. Gene Ontology annotation, biological process: diterpenoid biosynthetic process.
UUGUUAUUAUCAAACUCAGCCAAACAAUCAAAGCAAGCUUUGUAAGAAACACAUUGCAAUGGCUCUUAGCUUUGUAGUUCCCCUCUCUCUUCACACUUUCACUCUACCUUAUCCAAGCUCUUCCCCACAAUUAGUAUCCAUUCAUGGCCGAUCUCUGCGUACUGUUCGAUGCAUUGUUGUUUCAGAGCCUUGCAAUCAAAAGCUUGUUAGACGAUCUGCGAACUACCAACCUCCCAUUUGGGACUAUGGCUAUGUGCAAUCACUAAAUAGUCAAUAUGUGGCAGAUGUAUAUGCAAAAAGGGCUGCAAAAUUGAAGGAAGAAGUGAAGGUAAUGCUUAAGAAAGUAGUGGAUAUGGAUCCACUGGAUGGACUUGAGUUGGUUGAUGACUUGCAAAGGCUUGGAGUGUUCUAUCACUUCAAGGAAGAGAUAGAGAAUGUUUUGGAAAGCAUAUACAACUACAGUGAUGAUAAGUGGAGCAAAGAGGAUUUGUAUGCUACAGCUACCAAAUUUAGACUUUUGAGGCAACAUGGGUAUAAUGUCCCUCAAGAGAUUUUUAACAAUUUUCAGGACGAAAAGGGCAAUUUCAUGGCAUGCCUUUGUGAUGAUACAAAAGGACUACUUUGUUUGUAUGAAGCCUCGUACCUUUCAAUUGAGGGUGAAAGUAUAUUGGAUGAGGCUAGAAAUUUCACAACCAAAAAUCUCAAAGAAAACCUCAAGAAAGACAUUGAUCAGAAUCUUGCCAUGCUAGUUAGUCAUGCCUUGGAGCUUCCAUUACAUUGGAGGAUGAUUAGACUAGAGGCAAGGUGGUUCAUUGAUGUGUAUGGGAGAAGAUCAAAUAUGAAUUCUAUAUUGCUUGAGCUUGCCAAAUUGGAUUUCAACAUGGUGCAAGCAACUCAUCAAGAAGAUGUAAAACAAAUGUCAAGGUGGUGGAGGAGUACAGGUUUUGGAGAAAAUUUGAGCUUUGCUAGGGAUAGGUUGAUGGAGAAUUUUUUAUGGACUGUAGGAGUGAUUUUUGAGCCUCAAUUUGGAUACUGUAGAAGAAUGUCCACGAAGAUCAACUCACUAAUAACAACAAUUGAUGAUGUAUACGAUGUGUAUGGUACAUUAGAGGAACUUGAACUAUUUACCAAUGCCGUUGAGAGGUGGGAUGUCAGUGCAAUCGAACAACUUCCAGACUAUAUGAAGAUAUGUUUCCUCACUUUGUUCAAUUCGAUUAAUGAAAUGGCUUAUGACGUCCUUAAAGGACAAGGAUUGAACAUCAUUUCGUACCUCAAGAAAGCGUGGGCAGAUAUUUGUAAAUCUUACUUAUUGGAGGCAAAGUGGUAUUACAACAGAUAUACACCGACCUUGAAAGAAUACAUGAGCAAUGCAUGGAUUUCAAUAUCAGCUCCGGUUAUACUAGUGCAUUCCUAUUUUUUUGUUACUAAGCCAAUAACAAAGCAAGCCUUGGAAGGCUUAGAGAGAUAUCAUAACAUAAUUCGUUGGUCAUCAUUGAUUUUACGACUUUCAGAUGACUUGGGAACAUCAUCAGAUGAGUUAAAAAGAGGUGACGUUCCUAAAUCAAUCCAAUGUUACAUGCAUGAAACUGGUGCAUCAGAAAAAGAGGCUCGGGAACACAUAAAAUACUUGAUUGGGGAGACAUGGAAGAAGAUGAAUGAAGAUGGUGUUUCAGAUUCUCCCUUCACUCAGACUUUUAUUGGAAUUGCAAUGAACCUUGCUAGAACGGCACAAUGCAUGUAUCAGUACGGAGAUGGGCAUGCCUCUCAAGGUCGUGACACUAUAGAUCGUGUCUUGUCAUUACUAAUAAAACCCAUUCCCCUUAUGUAGACAACGGUUAAUAAUUAAGUAUUAUGUUAGUCGGAAAACAUCAUUCUAUAAAGCCUAAAGUCUCAGGUUGUGUAAGAUAAUUUGUGUAAUUAGUCCAUCAAUAAUUGUUGUGAUUACUCAUAAUUGCAACUGUUUGAACCACUUUGGUAUCUUUCUUUAAAAUUAUGCUUCUUUGA